This is a messenger RNA of Bufo gargarizans (Asiatic toad), 917 nucleotides long. RefSeq lists its product as uncharacterized. The transcript has 3 exons. The record is from RefSeq and is a predicted model, not a curated record. Bases 273 to 917 code for a protein of 214 amino acids. NCBI's taxonomy places the organism in Eukaryota, Metazoa, Chordata, Amphibia, Anura, Bufonidae.
CUGAACUGUGGGACAGCAGGCUGAACGUGUAUCAGGACAGGGUGCGAAAGGACGUCUCCUGGGAGAAAGUGGCCAGGUCCAUGAGGCGCGUGGAAUGGCAAAAAGCUAAUGGCAGACGUUGGGCAGAUUUAGUGAAACAGACCAAAACCCGGUGGAACAGCUGCCGGGAUCAGUUCCGCCGGGAACUUAAUGAGCGUGGCUGAAGUGGCGAGGGUGGUGCCCGAAAAAGGCCAUAUAUUUAUACGUCACAGUUGGAGUUUCUGAAGUCGGUGAUGGAUUUGAGGCCUACUGUGGACAGCUUGGAAGACGAUCCGGAGGAUUCGGAUGCUGGGGGCAGUGAAACUCCGGCCAUUUUCUCCCCGGAGAGCAGCCCCACCCAUCCCCAGGCUGAGGAGCCACAACAGCCACCUCUGGAGCCGCCAACCCUUUCACAGGGGACCCUGGAUCCAACCCCGCAGCCUCAUCCAAGGCGGAGACGCACUGGCCCUCAGGCUUCCUCGGCGCCAGAUACAAGGGAACAAAUAGAUGCCCGAGUUAUAGAGUUCCUGGCCUCUGGAGUGAGGGCCCGGAAGAAGCCGUGGUGGGGGGGGCUGGGUCCGCUACUCAGGGGCGUCCCUGCCCACCGCUUGAGCCCUUGUGUGGCGGGGAUUGCGAUGCUGAUUGAGCUUUUCUCCUCCCCCUACGAGGAAGAUAUAGUCACAGAAAUAUGCAACGUGAGACGGCGCAUACUUGCAGUACGUGCGCAGCAUGUUGCUGGGCCAAGUCAACCCCAACCCCAUGGCCCGUCUUACCAGGUGGCCCCAGAAGCCAACCGAUCAGCUUCUCAUUUCUUCCCACAGGCUGCCCCCUAUGCCACUGCCCCAGCAGAGGCCUGGCAGUUCGUACCAGCCUGGUCCCUUCACCAGGGAUUUGUUUGA